AUGUCCGAGACUCCAUUCCCUGUCCCCAAUGCCAUCACCCCUUACUGGCGCAAGGAUCUGCAUCCUCUAGACAGCCACCAAAGCUCCGAGACCCUGCCAGCGGAACAGGACAUUGUCAUCAUUGGUGCCGGAUACUCAGGUGCAGCUUCGGCGUACUACCUCUUGGAUGGUACUGAUCCGUCAUCACGUCCGACUGUCACGAUCCUCGAAGCCAGGCAAGCAUGCUCUGGUGCAACAGCCCGCAACGGCCUUCCCGCUCGUGCCAGACGAUAUGACCAACAGACAGCGGAUGAGAUGGCACUGUUUGAGCUCGCCAAUCUUCACGCCGUGAGAGAUCUGGUACAGGAAAAGAAGAUUGACUGCGACUUCCGGAUGACUACAUCCAUGGCGGUCCUGAGAGACCCGGCACUUGCAAAGCCGAUCAAGGAAGGCCUGGAUGAGCUCUUGCAGUGGGGUUCGCCAACCGCGAAGCUUGUUCAUUAUCUUGAAGGCAAGGAAGCCGCGACAUUCUCCGGUGUGAAGGAUGCAACCGCUGUCUUUUCGUUCCAGGCGGGCUCGAUCUGGCCCUACAAGCUGGUUCUAUUCCUUCUGUCUCAAGCUGUCGACAAGGGAGCACAGCUGCACACUCACACGCCCGUAACCAAAGUUUCCGACUCCCAAGAAGGCGGCUUCUGGACCGUUACCACGCCCAGAGGCGUCAUUAAGGCAAAGACGGUCAUCUACGCUUCCAACGGGUACACGUCCACGAUCCUCCCAGAGUACAAAAACCGCAUCAUCCCCGUUCGCGGGAUCUGCAGCCAUGUGGCUACUCCCGACGGUGCCGAGCACCCACAUCUCCCCAUGACAUACUCGCUACGGCACGGAACUAAUCUCUACGACUACCAAGUCACGCGGCCGGACGGUAGCAUUGUCGUUGGUGGCGCGAGGACCGAGGUCAUCCCGCGCGUCAACGAAUGGUACAACGUCUGGGACGAUUCGAAGCUCAUCGAGCCCGCUGCUCAUUACUUUGACGACCACAUGCAGAGGAACUUCCGUGGGUGGGAGAAUAGCGGAGCCAAGGUCGACAGUAUCUGGACAGGAAUCAUGGGGUCUGGCGUUCCUCGGUUGUUCGAGACGAGCGAGCGCAGACUCCAGGAGGAAAAGAACGAGCUGCUCUGA
Colletotrichum fioriniae is the source of this 1158-nucleotide messenger RNA. The record is from RefSeq and is a predicted model, not a curated record. NCBI's taxonomy places the organism in Eukaryota, Fungi, Ascomycota, Sordariomycetes, Glomerellales, Glomerellaceae.